AGCAAACCCGUCAGCCAAAUGGAGGCCAGGCCAGCUCACAUAGACCCUCCCUCCCAUUCACUAUUUCCAUCACUCCAUAGUCUAGUGGCAGCCACAUUAUUAUUGCUCAUUUCUCCCCAAUUAUUCAUUCAUGGCCCAAACUCCCUCGCCGUCAUCCCCGCCGCCGCCGCCGCCGCCGCUCAACACCUACAUCCUCACCGCCUCCUCCAUAUCCUACGCAAAACCCACCGCCGCCAUCUCUUCCACCUUCCACCACCUCUUCAACAACCCACCCUCCCGUUCAUCCUCAACGGCUAAUUACAUCCUAAAAGAUGUUUCCUUCACCGCACACCCUUCCGAAAUCCUCGCCGUCGUCGGCCCCAGCGGCGCCGGAAAGUCAACCCUCCUCGACAUCCUCGCCGCCCGGACGUCCCCAACCUCCGGCACCCUCCUCCUCAACUCCGCCCCGCUCAACCCCUCCUCAUUCCGCAAGCUCUCCGCCUACGUCCCCCAACACGACGCCUGCCUCCCCCUCCUCACCGUCUCCGAGACGUUCGCCUUCUCCGCCCGCCUCCUCCACCCCAAACUACCCCCCUCCAGCAUCUCCACCCUCGUCUCCGCCCUUCUGGCCGACCUCAGCCUGACCCACCUCGAGCACACCAGGCUAGGGAACGGCCUGUCGGGCGGAGAGCGGCGCCGGGUCUCCCUCGGCCUCAGCCUGCUCCACGACCCGGCGGUCCUGCUCCUCGACGAGCCGACCUCCGGGCUCGACAGCAAGUCUGCAUUCAAAGUAAUGCAGACUCUGAAGUCGACGGCAGAAACCCGCCGCCGCACCGUCAUCGUCUCCAUCCACCAGCCCAGCUUCAAGAUCCUCUCCACCAUAGACAAAAUCCUCCUCCUAUCCAAAGGCGCCGUCGUCCACCACGGGACCCUCUCCUCACUCGAAGCCUUCCUCCUCGCCAACGGCCUCACCGUGCCUCCCCAGCUCAACUCACUAGAGUACGCCAUGGAAGCACUCAACAAGCUCCCCGCAAGAAACAAUAAUAAUUUCAAUCAAACAUCGUCUGUGACUUCAGCCACGACCCCGUUACUCCGGAGUUGCAACUACAGGAGUACGAGGUUUCAGGAAAUUUGUGUUCUCUAUAAGAGGUUUUGGAAGAUCAUAUUUAGAACCAAACAGCUUUUAUUGAUGAACACAUUACAAGCUUUGGGAGUGGGUUUGGUUUUGGGGACAGUUUAUAUAAACAUGGGAUACGGGAAAACCGGAAUAGAAAAGCGGUUAGGGCUAUUCGCGUUUACGUUGACUUUCUUGCUGUCAUCGACGACCGAGACUCUCCCGAUCUUCAUAAAUGAACGGCCGAUAUUGAUCCGGGAGACUUCAAGUGGGGUCUACCGUUUAUCAUCGUACCUUGUGGCCAACACAAUGGUUUUCUUGCCGUACCUCCUCGGCGUGGCCGUACUGUACUCCGCCGCCGUCUACUUCCUCGCCGGGCUGUGCGCCACGUGGCAGGCGUUCGGGUUUUUCGUGCUGGUGAUUUGGGUGAUAGUGCUGAUGGCGAACUCGUUCGUGAUGUUUCUGAGCGCGGUGGCGCCGAACUUCAUCGCCGGGACGUCGCUGGUGACGGCGCUGCUCGCCGGGUUCUUUUUGUUCUCCGGCUACUUCACGUCGAAGGACCGGACGCCGGCGUUCUGGAGGGCGAUGCAUUAUCUGUCGAUGUAUAAGUACGCUCUGGACGCGCUGCUGAUCAACGAGUUCUCGUGCCUGAAGGGGAGGUGCCUGGUGUGGUACGGCGGCGGAGAGGCGGCGACGUGCAUUGUUGACGGCGGGGAUGCGCUCCGGAUUAGAGGGCUCCGGGAGGGGCAGCGGUGGGUUGACGUGUACGCGCUGCUUGGGUUCUUUGUGUUGUACAGAGUGCUUUGCUUGUUGGUUUUGAUCAGAAGGGUUUCCAGCUCCAAGAAGUAACAAAUAAAUAAAUAAAUAAUAUUCCACUGCUAUUUAUUCUGUGUUUUCAUUUCUAAUAAGCUUUUGAUCACUGC
Messenger RNA from Cuscuta campestris, 2016 nucleotides. NCBI's taxonomy places the organism in Eukaryota, Viridiplantae, Streptophyta, Magnoliopsida, Solanales, Convolvulaceae. The record is from the annotation of a GenBank genome assembly.